AUGUCAACACAGGAUAUCGCCUGCGUCUCGAUAUCCGACGAGAUAUACAAUUCCUGCACGGGAAAAAACGCUCCCGAUUUCGGAAAAAUGCGCUUGUCGGGCUUUACCGGGCAAAAUAUCACCUACAAAGUCGUCACUGUCGUUGAUGAGCCAUUUGUGAUUAAAACCGUUCGGUCGGAUGGAAGCAUCGAGUGGAGUGGUUUCUCAAUCGAUUUGCUCAAGAUUCUUGCGAAGAAAAUCAACUUCCAGUACGAGAUAUUUGAAGGAACUGCUUAUGGAUCUCAGCAAAUGAGCGAAAAUGGCACCAUGGUGUGGUCCGGUAUGAUUGGCGAUAUCGUUUCUGGAAGGGCGGAUUUUGCCGUUUCUGCGAUGACAGUUACUCCGCAGAGAGAAAAAGUAGUCGACUUUACGAAACGAUACAUGGACUACGCGGUCGGAAUCGUCAUGAAAAAGAAACCAGCUGUUUCUAAUCUGUUCAGCUUUCUCAAUCCCUUUCACAAGACUGUUUGGUACUCGAUCAUUGCCGGUCUGAUCGUUGUGUCCUUGCUCCUCUAUGUUCUCAAUAGAAUUUCACCGAAGAGGAUCAGAGGGCCUCAUUAUCAUGAUUCUUCUCUGCAUGGGAUUUUUUGGUUUGUGUAUUCUUCCCUUGUUCAGCAAUCAACCGACAUGUACUUAGUAACAAUGUCAUCGCAAAUCGUCAUCGGCGUCUGGUGGUUUUUCAUUUUGAUAAUCGUCAGCUCCUACACUGCGAAUUUGGCGGCAUUCCUAACUGUCACUCAGAUGGAGAAGCCGAUUGCCUCCUUCCAAGAUCUCGCCGAUCAGACAGAGAUGGGCUUUGGCACUGUUGGCGACACGAGCAUUUAUGAUUACUUGAAGUUCAAAGCGAGUUUGGACGUUGAGCUGAACAGCUUUUGGACGAAAUUGUGGAAGGGAGUGAAUGACAGUCAAAUUGCUGAUGCUAAUGAUGGAUUUCGCCGCGUUUCGGACUCUGGGCGUAAAUUCGCGUUUUUGUGGGAUGUUCCGAUCAUCGAGUACAAAAUCCUCAACGAUCCUGAUUGUAGCCUAACGACUGUACAAAGCUCUAUCUUCGAAAAAGGCUACGGAAUCGCCGUCCGCCGUGGCCAUCCGAUCAGGGACUUCAUGAGCAUGGAAAUUCUAGAGCUACAAGACAAAGGAGAUCUCGUCAAGCUUAAGAAUCAAUGGUGGCACAAGACUGGUUCCUGCUCGCUAGAACCCGAUGGCCCGAAAAAGCGAAAAGGAGAAUUUACGCUGGAGAACUUUGCCGGUGCUUUCUGCGUCUUGGCGGUGGGUUUGAUCCUUGCUUGCGCGGUUGCUGCCUGCGAGAUCUGGAACUUCAUCCGUUCUGGGAAGAAAUACCCGCCGCCUACUUCUCGUGAAGUCUCGAAGACGAAUUCAAUUGCUGAUGCUGAUCGGUAUCGAGCGGAUGAAUUCAUAAGGAACCUGGAAGUAAAAAGGUACGGCAACAACGACGUCCACAUCGUACUCAAGAACCCCGGUAACAUGUCAAAAUCGCCGAAUAAAGAAGACGAAUACACGAGCUUCUCAAGAAAUUCAAGUUUAAGAAGAGCUUAUCGCCCUCAUAACUCGGAGUAA
This is a messenger RNA of Oikopleura dioica, 1614 nucleotides long. The record is from the annotation of a GenBank genome assembly. NCBI's taxonomy places the organism in Eukaryota, Metazoa, Chordata, Appendicularia, Copelata, Oikopleuridae.